Messenger RNA from Scleropages formosus (Asian bonytongue), 4771 nucleotides. RefSeq names its product timeless circadian clock (gene timeless). Lineage: Eukaryota; Metazoa; Chordata; Actinopteri; Osteoglossiformes; Osteoglossidae. The record is from RefSeq and is a predicted model, not a curated record. Gene Ontology annotation, cellular component: replication fork protection complex. The transcript is spliced from 31 exons. Gene Ontology annotation, biological process: replication fork arrest; DNA repair; DNA replication checkpoint signaling. Bases 256 to 3999 code for a protein of 1247 amino acids. Gene Ontology annotation, molecular function: DNA binding.
CAUAACCACAGAUCGUAAGAAUUGCAUUAUUCCUUACACAUCUGUGCUUUACCUUCUGCUAUUUGUGAGAGGAAGGCGAAAGCUGUAAAAGAGUCGUGGAUGUUGAACACGCCUAUGAUUCUGCACUGUAAGCAAGUGCCGAAGUGGAGCUUUUUGAGUUUGAGCAGCUUUUUGAACUGGUGUCUUUGGACCUCAGCUCAGCUGUGGAGAAUCAGGUUAAGGUACCCUUUUCUUCCUCUGGUUGGACAGUGAUAUAUGGACUUGUACAUGAUGAACUGUGAACUGUUGGCAACAUGCAGUGCCCUUGGGUACUUGGAGGGGAACAACUACCACCGUGAGCCUGACUGUUUGGAAAGCGUGAAGGACUUGAUCCGCUACCUGCGCCACGAGGAUGACACGCGAGACAUCCGGCAGCAGCUGGGUGCUGGGCAGAUACUGCAGAAUGACCUGCUGCCCAUCAUCACCCAGUACAAUCAGGAUAAGCCUCUGUUUGAUGCCUGCAUCAGGCUCAUGGUCAACCUUACCCAGCCUGCACUACUCUGCUUCGGGAAGGUACCAGAGGACCCUGCCUUCAGACACCAUUUCCUGCAAGUAGUGUCUUACCUGCAGGCAUACAAGGAGGCUUUUGCCAAUGAGAAGGUGUUUGGAGUGCUGAGCGAAACAUUAUACAACCUUCUCCAGCUGGACUGGGAGCAGAGGCAGGAGGAAGACAAUUUGCUAAUAGAGAGGAUGCUGCUGCUAGUCAGAAAUGUUCUUCACGUCCCUGCAGAUCCCUAUGAAGAGAAGAAUGUGGAUGAUGAUGCUAGUGUCCAUGACAGGCUACUGUGGGCCAUCCACAUGAGUGGGAUGGAUGACUUGCUGAAGUUCUUGGCCAGUGCUCCAAGUGAGCAGCAGUGGAGCAUGCAUGUGCUGGAGAUCAUCUCUCUCAUGUUCCGUGAGCAGACGCCAGAGCUGUUGGUCAGUGCAGGUCAGGCACGUUCUGCACAGGAGAAGCAGAAGGACAUCCAGGAGUUGGAAGCUUUACGACAAAAAGAACAGGCUGAGAGGAGAACCCGCACGCUGCAGAGGGGCGCAAGGCAUUCUCGCUUUGGGGGCUCCUACGUGGUGAAGGGGCUGAAAUCAAUUGGGGACAAGGAUGUAAUUUAUCACAGAGGUCUUCACAAUUUUAAGAGCUACACACAUGAUCUAGGCAAGGAGUUAAGGCGAGUACCGAAGCGGCAGCAGAUAGCAAAGGACCCAGAAGGCAAGCGUCGGUCUGCUCUCAGUGUGCGCCUCUUCCUGCGGGAGUUCUGCAUUGACUUCCUGGAGAACUGUUAUAAUCGCCUCAUGUACCUGGUGAAGGAGGGCCUUAUCAGGGAGCAAACGCAGCAGCACGACGAAACCUACUACCUUUGGGCCUUAACCUUCUUCAUGGCCUUUAAUCGAGGGCACAACUUUCGACCUGAUCUCGUCUCUGAGACAUUGUCCAUCCGUGCCUUCCACUUCAUUGAGCGCAACAUCACAAACUACUACGAGAUGAUGCUGACAGAUCGAAAGGAAGCCACAUCCUGGUCCCGGAGGAUGCACCUGGCCCUUAAGGCUUAUCAGGAACUGUUGCUAACAGUGAAUGAGAUGGAUCGCUCACAAGAAGAGAAUUUCCGCCAGAGUGCCAGUGUCAUCAAAAGCAACAUAUUCUACCUGAUGGAAUUUCGUGAGAUUUUUUUAACGCUGCUACGUAAGUUUGACGAGACGAAGCAGCCUCGAUCCUUUUUGAAAGAUCUGAUAGAAUCGACUCACUUGUUUCUGCGUAUGCUUGAGCGCUUCUGCAAAGGCCGCAACAACCUUGUUGUUCAGAAGAAGACAAAGCGCCGGAGAAAGGUUCAGAAGAAGCAGCAGCAAGUGGAGAGCACCCCUGAGAUGCUAGAGGAGACCUGGCAGCUGGUGUCAGAGGAAUUGCGGGCAGCAGGUUUUCAGUUGUCAGAGUCGCUGACCGAAGGUACUGUGCCAUUUGAUGCUGCCUCAGAAACACCAAUGGAGGAGCAGCGAACUGAGGCCAUCGUGCGCAUUCAAGACACACUGCUGGCUCGCCAGGGCCCCGAGGCUCUGAGUCUGCUUCGUGCCGCCAGGGAGGUCUGGCCAGAGGGCAAUGCAUUUGGGUCAGCAGAUGUGGAACCAGAGGAGGAGCUGCAGCUGCUGAGACAAAUCCUGUUUGCCAACUUGCCUAGAUCUGCUGAAUCUGCUGUGGAGGAUGAGGAGGGUGGAGCAGAGAUUGAAGAAGAGGAGGAGCUUGAGACUGUUCGUGUGUCAGAGAAAGAGUUCAGCUUCUUGGACUAUGUCAAGAGGUUUGCGAACCCAAAUAUCAUGCGACCCUAUCUACUGCUGCUGAGAUCUUACUCCCAAAACACACCUCACACCAACCACUGCAUCACUCGCAUGUUGCACCGGGUUGCUGUCGACCUCAGGAUGGAUGCCCUGCUCUUCCAGCUCUCAGUUUUUCGCCUCUUUAACAAGAUUCUGGGAGAUCCAGCUGCUUCUGCUUACAAGGAAUUGGUGACCUUCAUCAAGUAUUUGCUGAACCGCUUCUUUACACUGGCGACACACAACAACAAGGCAUUUGUGGAGCUGCUCUUCUGGAAGAAUGUUGGAACUGUGCAUGAAAUGACUGAGGGCUACAGGAAGCCUGGAGAGGAUGAUGGACCAGAGUCAAACAAACGAGCAAAGUGGACAUCUGAAGAGGAGGAGGAGCUGCGGAGGCUGUACGAAGAGCAUCGUGAUUCAGGAGUACCAGACAUCGUGGAAACAUUGUUACCACUGCUGUCAAACAAUUCUCGCACUCGCCGGCAAGUUGUCGCUCAAAUGGUGCACAUGGGCUUGGUGGACAGUUUCAAGGACUUGAAGAAAGUGAGGAGGGGCACUGGCAUUGUCCUCUGGACAGAGGAGCAGGAGCUUGAGCUGCAAACACUAUUUGAGGAGUACAGGAACUCUGAUGAUGUGCUGGGGAACAUCCUGAAGAAGCUGACGGCACGGCGCUCACGAUCUCGGGUCAUAGACAAACUGUUGAGCCUGGGGCUGGUGUCCGACAGGAGGGAGCUGUAUAAGAAGCGGCGCCGGAAAGCUGGCGGCAAAAGCAGUGGCAUGACAGAAGAGGAGUUUUUCUCUGACCUAACUGAUGGGCAGCGAGAGGAGCCCUCUGAUGAAGAUGACAUUGAUGAAGAAGGAAGAGAGCAGUUCUCAGGAGAGAGUGAUGGUGAAGAGGAGGAGGAUGAUGGAGGAUCAUCCCAAAGUCUGCAGAAGAGGAUGAGAGAAAGCAGGAGUGGUAGAAACAUCAAUGUGGGACCUGUGGUACAUGCUCUUAGACAAGAAGGGAUGUCGGGACCUAUCUUGUGGCUCCAGAAUUGCCUGAAUAGAACUGCAGACAAUAAGGAAGAAGAAGGUAUUGCCCAGGCUGUGCCACUUGUUCCGCUGACUGAGGAGAAUGAGAACGCCAUGGAGGACAAGGGUUUCCAGAGGUUGUUGCGAAAACUUGGAAUCCGAGCCCCCGCUGAUGAGCAGGAGUCCUUCUGGAGAAUUCCAGCAAAACUGAGCCCAUCCCAGCUACGGGCAGCUGCUUCCUCCCUGUCAAUCAGUGACGAGAUUCCGGUAGAGGAGAGCGGGUAUGUGGGGAGGAGUUCUGCUGAGGACCAGAGAGAAGAGGCAGAGAGCCAUGAACAGAGAGCCCAGGCUCUCCGAGCACUGCUUCUAGCUCGCAAGUGGAAAGGCGCAGUGGCUGGAUCCCAUGAAAAGCAUUACUCAAUCAAAGAGCCCGAGUUAGACUCUGACCCUGGAGCCCCAAGAGCCGCUGAUGAAAAGAAGACCUCCAGCAAAAGAAGCAGGGUGCUGGAUAGUGAUGAGGAAGAAGAAAAGGAAACGUCCCAAGUAAAUGUAGGGGCUGAUGAAGACCGGGACUCAGAUGACGGCUCACUGCAGGCCCCUGCCAAGCGCAAGCGUCCGAGGGCACUCAUUUGUGAUGAAGAGGACUAAAGCAUCCUGCUGGCACCUGUGACAGAUGUUGACAGCACUCUGGAGACAGGAGAGGUCAUGACAUGCAGAUAGGCACAGACCUUCCCACCUUUGAGACAAAUAUCAAGUAUGAAGAAAUUCAUCCCUAUUAUAACACACAACAGGCAGGAUUUUUCCAGCCUGACCUGGUUUGUGGUUCAGUUCUGUUCAGUUAUGUUUACUGUGAGAACAGAAGUUACAAGUAUUUUAUAGACAAAUCAGCUCCAUUUCUCACAGACAGCAUGCAUAUAACUAUAUGACUAAGGCCAGGGAACCAUUCUUACAAAACGUAAAGUGAAUGUACUCUUUUCUUAAAUUGCCCCUAGACCACAAUUACACAGGCUGGCUCUCUUGUGAAGUUUAAUAAUUAGUUUCUACAUGUUCAACCUAACCAAUGCCUUUUCCCUGUUGUCUUCCCCCUAAAGAACCAGCAAGUCUAAUGUCAUGACUUAUUGGGCAGCAGAUUGACUAGUAAAUCUUAAAAUGUUAAAACUGCAGGUAAAUUGUCUUUGUCCCAACAGAGGAUAAGUGGUAUGCACAUUAAGUGUUUUGUAGUUUCUUCAUAUUUUUGUGCUACAAUUUUUAAAUGCCUGUUUUUUGCAUCUUGUUUAAUAAACUUAAGUUAGUCCUUUCUUCCUGAGAAUGUUCUACGUGUUGUCAGUCAUAUAUAACUUUCUAUGAGGAAAAUAAUUUUGACAAUGAGCCUUGAAUGCUUAUUUACACAGAUAACCCAAAUAAACUGAGAAAUCUUAAA